UGUUUAUCUCCCUCUGCUGUAAUCACACGGACGUAUUUGUCAGCUGGACCAGCGCAGAGCAGCAGCUAUGGCUAAAAGUGAUGGAGGAGACUUCUUUAAACGGACCAGCCUGUUCUGGAUCGUCUCCGUGACUCUGGGGAUGGGAUAUUUUACUUGCACCGUGUUCGUGCCAGAAAAAAUCCCAUUCGAGCUUCUCGGUCCAUUUGGCACCUUCUGCAAAUACCUUGUGGACAACUAUGCUUCCAUUAUGUACAAAGGGUGGUUGGCUGCCUGGGCCGUCCAUGUCUUUGAGGCUCUGGUUGCAUUAAAAGUUUGCAGCAACAAAGGUAUCAACAACACGGCCACUCGCUGCAUGUGGUUUUUCCAGACCUUUCUGUUUGGCUUCGCGUCUCUCGGCCUGCUGCUCAAGUAUGACCCUGAGCGCCCCAAGCAGCACUGACCCGGCAGCCUACAGAACAAUACCAGCCUUGAGAAUCAAUUGCUUCCUUGUGCCUGUUCAUCUUCCACUGUCGUCCCCUCUGAUAUGAAACCUGCUGAGGGGCACAGAGUGGAGGAAGACACUUGAGUCUUCUCUUUUGUAGUGUUUCUUUUAACAUAAAGUAUUGAAGUGAUCUACUACUAUCAUUUGACACUACAUACAUGUCUUAAUUUAUUCCAUGUAUUCUUACAAUCAGCCUUAAUCUCAAUUUCAUUCCAUAGAUUUUCUAUAUACAAGCUGACUGAAGGCAAUAGCACCCUAGAGAUAAUAUGUUGAAAGUUUGCUUUGAGAACAAUAUUAACUGAAGUUAUUUAAGAAUCUGCCCUGAGCUUGUGCAGUACAGGGGAAUAUUUUCUGAAAUGGUUUUAUACUCUCAUGAUGUUUACAUUCAGCUUGGAUGGCAGCAGUAAUUUUCUCAGCUGCUGUACUGAACAUAAUGUCAGACAGGUUGGCUGCAGAUGGUGCGCUGCCACUGGCUUCACAAAUCCUCCAAAAUAAAAAGAAAGAGGAGAGCUGCUCUAUACACGUUUUAAAUUUCCUAUACUGAAAUGCUGUGAGCUCAAUUUUUUAAACUACAGACUGGAAUUUCUUAAUGCUAACUCUGCAGAAUAAAGAGACUUACAAACUGCAUAAA
Scomber japonicus (chub mackerel) is the source of this 1112-nucleotide messenger RNA. It is a transcript of the gene tmem254, whose product is annotated as transmembrane protein 254. The coding region runs from base 68 to 439 and encodes 123 amino acids. The transcript is spliced from 4 exons. Lineage: Eukaryota; Metazoa; Chordata; Actinopteri; Scombriformes; Scombridae. The record is from RefSeq and is a predicted model, not a curated record.